Messenger RNA from Ylistrum balloti, 3409 nucleotides. Its product is annotated as cadherin-like and PC-esterase domain-containing protein 1. The record is from RefSeq and is a predicted model, not a curated record. The coding region runs from base 1 to 3069 and encodes 1022 amino acids. Lineage: Eukaryota; Metazoa; Mollusca; Bivalvia; Pectinida; Pectinidae. The transcript has 21 exons.
AUGUGCGUAGCCAGACUUCGAGUGAUUCGUUGUUGUCGCUCCCUCCAACAGCUCUUUGUUGUCAUGGUAAUUUUGGCCAGUUUUUCCACCUUACUUACCUAUCAAAUUGGGACUUACCUCCCUUGGACAGAUUCAAAAGGUACAAGAGUGCAGAAUCCUCAACCCCCAGGGCUGGAAAAUCAUCGCAAAGUUGGUAAUAUACCCGUUCCUCGACAACAACAAUUGGAGGAUCAUCACAAACAUAGACAUCUGUCCCAGGCUUCAAAGUCAGCUCAGAUUCUCACCAGGCUCCUACAGCUAGAGGACCAGCUAAUCGCUGUUUCCAAUCGACGGAAGGUUCUUGUGCUAGGAUCCAAUGAGAGUUUCUCACCAGAAGCUGACACCCUCAGAAGAUCCUUUCAUGAAAAUGACCUCAAAAUGGUUGCCAACAUUGAGAGACCUGGCGUGCCAAUCAAUUUGGAGAAGGACACAAGCUUAUCAAGGGAAUGGUCCAUGAUCUGGUGUCUAUCUCACAAUUGUACCUCCAACUUACUACGACAUAUCUACCAGCUGGUAAACUGGAUACCUACCCUUGCCAGUCAGUUGAUGUCACCUGCCAAACUGUGUCUUGCCCAGACCUCAUUACAAAAUAUCCUGGAUGAGCUGUCCCCCUACAGUUUCUGUAUGGUGAUGUCUGACUCUAAGACUCUGCUGCAGCCCCCAAAGUAUCCUAGUCCUAGCCUCGAGUAUGCUAUCACACCACGCCAUUCCAGACUGGAUGAUGUAACGGUUACCAGACUGCUACAUCAAACACAAAUACAUCUAGAGAAAGACACAGUAGUGUGGACUUCACCCCGAGGUUUUCUAUUGCUUGGAAACCAUUCUCUAGCUUUACGACUCUCAGUGUUGGUCUCUUCCUUGUCCCCACUACGGGUUUAUCUCCAUCCCAAGGGAUCACGGCUGGGACAGCAGUCUUUUAAGGAGCACAACACUAUACUGACAGUCCGCAGGGCCAUCACACAGGAGUACGGUCAACAAGCUGCCACCAAGUGGUGGCUCAAUUUACAACACAAACUUGUGGCUCUUCUUCUCAGCACAGAACUUGACACACACACAAGUAAUGAUUCUGAGGCUUGUGGAUGUCCGAGGUGUUCCCAGCUUUUGGAUAUUGAUGUGAUAUUUACUACAGACUUUCAGACCAUCAUACUUCAGGUGUCUGUGCCAGAGUUCACAACCAGACUUGUGGAGGUGUUGGAGGACACUGUGACUAUGAUGGCAUCUGUUGAUCGCAUCGCUAUGGAUGUGGCUGCAGUACUAGACAAUGUUGGACAAGAUGUAUACCUAGCCAAUCAGGAUUGUCCUGGAAGUUUUGGAGUGUGCCUUACAGACCAUGAUCUUGUCUACCUCCUGGACAACAAACAACAGUUUCGUGCACCCACCCAGUUUCUGAAGAUUUAUCCUCAUCUAAAAUCUAGUCAGUAUGCAGGUGUCAUAAACAAACUGCGACAAACCUCCAUACUGUCCAGAUCUGGGUCACUACAUCAACUCAGUGGUGUAGAACUUUCAACCAAUGACAAGCAGUCGAUAUGUCACAUGACUUCGGACCUCCACUCACUGUUGACAAGUAUGGAGAAUAGUUACCUGGAUGACAGAAGUGACCAAGGUCCAACACUGGAGGAAAAAGUUGUACAGAGGCCACGAGCCCCAGUACAGCCUCCAUUACAGAAAGCUCCCACAGGUAGGUGGAGACCUGGGCAGCUGGACUGUAGUAAUGACCCGAGAGAUGCACCUUACCUCUCAAGCAUCCAAACCAUCCCAGAACUCUCUCUAACACCGAACUUUGACCCCAGUCACCUGACCUAUCAUGCUGAGGUGGACUAUGAUAUGUUCCUGUUAAGGAUAACUGCCAAGGCUCGAAGUUGUAAAUAUGAGGCAAGAAUUGACACCGGUGAUAGUAAAGCACAGAUGACAAACUACACCCUUGGAGUUGGAGAUAAUCUGGUGCAUGUUUUGAUCGUGGAUCCUGCCCAACCCCAGUCUUGGGUGGUCAGUACCUACACCAUCACCAUUAGACGACGAGCCUCAGAUUUCUACCUGCCAAAGUACUCCAAAAACAUGCCACUGCUUACCUGUACCCUCAAACAAGACUGCAGUCUGCACUUUGACCCCUCACAGCCUUGUGGCCUACAACCUGUAACAGGCAAGGUUAAACGGUGGUCAGCAUUUACAGAGAUAUCCAGCCAUCUACCUCAGUGUGGGGACUCGGACAACCCAGUGUGGUAUGUACCAUGCGAGAACUGCCGAAAGAUGUCCAGUUGUUAUUGGAAACAGGCCCGUUGGCAGACAUCUGGUUGUACAUCCCAGUUCCUGAGUGCUCCCCAGGUCCAGAAGUGUUUAGCAGGACGGAAGUUACUAUUCAUCGGAGAUUCAACAAAUCGUGGGAUUCUUCACUACAUUUUAGAACGGAUCAAUGGCUCACUGACUCAGUGGGACAAAACGCACAAUCUCAAAAUAUACCGUAAUGUCAACAACAAUUCCACAGUACUCAGCUUCGCAUACUACCCACAGUUCUGGCUACCAACAGACCACAGACCUGCGUUUGAUAAGGCUGUGUACCAAAUCAUCAGAUCGACAAUGCCAUUAGAGAAUUCAACCAACACAGUACUGGUGGUAGGAGGUGUCCACUGGCUGGGCAAACACCAUCUCUCUCUUAUACUCCAGGCCUUAAACAGGGAAAGGCUCACUGGCAUCAGGCUUGUAAUGAAGGGACUGGGUGCUGGCUUCCAUCAGCUUGUUAAUGGAGUUCGCUUUGCACCAAUGGAAGAACAGCGACGACUGCUGGGCCAGGAACGUGAGACUGCACAGUUUGCAACCCAGCAUGGGUUUGGGGUUGUACCUACCUACAACAUGACAAUGGCACGAUACAAAGACUUCCUCCAGGGCAAAUGUGCCUGCCACUUUCAUAAGAUAACAGAAAAGUAUGCUGUCCCUACGGAUGAAAUGCCUUCUUAUCAUGUGGAAGGUGAUAUAAACAGAUGGUACUCUGAACUAGUUAUCAACCAAAUCUGUCAGCACCGUGCACCAGACUGAGUACACACGACGCCCUACGCAGUACAUACUACAAUACUCAAAUCUGGAGUUGUCUGCUCCUGUUCUUCAUGAAGAGCUAGUUGAGGAGUAUUCCUGAUGACAUAAUUUGCUUUAUCUAUUUAUUUGGUAAUACCGUCCAAAUAACUUUCCUGUUGGACCAAAGAUAUUCAUGAAACCAGUACUGAUAUGGAAGACUGCUAUUGUGUCUGGGGGAAACUCACCAAACACUUUGAGACUACUGGCUAUUUUCUCCUGAUGGUCGUCUUUCUUAACUGUCCUUGCCACCAGUAAAUUCUCCAUUUACAACUAUACUAAGGACUCACCUGAGUAGCAACUUGUC